Molecule: messenger RNA, 707 nt
Organism: Malania oleifera
Lineage: Eukaryota; Viridiplantae; Streptophyta; Magnoliopsida; Santalales; Ximeniaceae
Exons: 7
Coding region: 156-455 (99 amino acids)
Source: RefSeq, a predicted model, not a curated record
CCAUAUAUAAAUGUUGUGACCUCAGUCCUCUCUCCAUAACCAUAACCCAUCCAUUUCUUUUCUUCUCUGGGUCUUUUGCUUCCUCUCUCGUCCUUCCUUUCUCUCAUACCAGGGCAGGGGUGGAGAGAUAUAUAAAGCUUAUUACGGCGGCGGAAAUGGCUGAUUCCGGCGGAAGCGACGACUGCUGUUUCGCGUCCCAAAACGACCAGGUAGAAGCAACAUCGAGUGGGAAGAAAUAUGGAGGACUCGUGCCGAAGAAGAAACCUCUGAUUUCAAAGGACCAUGAGCGCGCCUUCUUUGAUUCAGCAGACUGGGCUUUGUGCAAGCAAGGUGCAGGGCUGAGUCAAAAAUCAGCAGUGACAAUGGAAAAUUUACGUCCAAAAUUACAGAGAACACCACACCAACAGCUUCCUCCUCGAAGACCUGCUUGCACAUCGGGUCGGGAAUCGGCGUAGUCUUGCAGGGUAGUGCUUUCAAAAACGUCAAUUGGAGAAGCGGAUUUAGUGUUUUGGGGAUCUCUCCAUCUGGUUAAACAUUUGUAAAUGUUUGAUUAAUUGCUUCUAGCAAAUCUUUGAGUUAUUUUCCCCUUGUCAAAACAUUGUUAUUUUAAUUUUCAUGAUGUCCAUUUAAUGUUUUUUUUUUCCUCCCCGAGCAUGCAUCCAAUGUAUUAUUGUAUUUUUUUUCAAAAAAUUAUUAUUAUUAUUAUU